Messenger RNA from Scylla paramamosain (green mud crab), 3362 nucleotides. RefSeq lists its product as uncharacterized. NCBI's taxonomy places the organism in Eukaryota, Metazoa, Arthropoda, Malacostraca, Decapoda, Portunidae. The coding region runs from base 131 to 1192 and encodes 353 amino acids. The transcript has 14 exons. The record is from RefSeq and is a predicted model, not a curated record.
AAGUGGCCAGUGCUCACACUACAAGCCUGAAUGGUGAGGAGGAGGAGGGAGCAAUUGGUGGGGAGGUGAUUCCCUACAAGAAGCUGGUGCAGAGUCUGGAGAAGGCCGUCAAUAGAUUCCAGGAUGGAUCAUGCAGCAACUGUGCCUCUCUCUCUUGGUGAGUGACUCCAUCGAGCCACCACCCAAGGAAGCCCCUCCAAAGGCCACAAAGGAGGAAGGCAGUGUUGUCAUUCUGGAUGCCAAGCUGUUCUACAAGCAGCAGGAGAAGGAGGUGGCAGAGAAGAUCAAGGAGAGCCUGGCAGUGACUGAGUAUGCCAAGCCAUCCAGUGCAUUGGUGUUGAGUGGUGUGUCCAGCAGUGUGGUGCAGUACACAGUGUUUGAAAUGCAGCUGUCCUUUACUGUGCUGGAUACAGAGGGUGCACCCACCAGUGACCUGGGCCACAAGAGUGAUCCCUCGCAGGUCACGGCAAGUCUCUUGGGAGGUCCGCCAGGUGCCAUCGUCAUGGGCACCACAACAGUUCCCAACAGGAAUGGCACUGCCAUCUUCACCAACCUGUCUGUCAGCAAGCCCGGGGAAGGCUACAACCUCACUUUCACCAUCACCUACCCCAGCUAUGCUUCAGCCCUCACCACCACCCUGGAGGAGACCUUCAGCUUGACACAGAUGAGUGCAGCAAUGGUCCUGCAGCAGCCCAGCAUAGUGCAGGCCGGACAACCCACCACCAUCACUGUUCACUUUGUUGACAAGGACUCUGGCUUGGUGCUUAAUGGCCUGGCUUUCAAGACAUUUGUGGGCAAACUGCUGGCAAAGACUGCUGAGGGACACUUUGAGGUUAUCCAGAGGUAUGCCAAGCUGUAUGUACCAGAUGAGGCCGUGUCAAUGCUCACCUUUGAGAACGUCAUAUUUGAGGCGCCAGACGUGAGACAGCAACUCAUAGCCAAGGUUGCUGUCGUCUCCGCUAGCUGGACUGGUGGUGUAUCCCUCACAUCUGGUCAUCAAGGAGUACCCCAUGGUCAAGUCCUUGCACACCGAUCCGUUCUGAUGGAAGCAGUUGGAGGGUGUGGAGGAUGGGUUGGAGGAUGGAGUGCUGAGUAUGUUGCUGCAGUCAGUAGACAUGCUGGCUGCUGGCUGACGGAGUGUACUGUGGCCCCGUUGAUUUCACUCUCAGCAAUGACUCCAAGAAGACCAUAGCAGAGUACCAGGUGUGUAUUGUGAAGAGGUGAAUUGAAUGGCUGUAUUUUUCAUUCUUUCUUCUGUGGUAAAAGAAUGUCAAAAAGCAAGCUCAUUCAUCGCUUUCUUGUCUUCCUGUAGUCAUUUUCAUUGCUUUUAUAUUGUUUCCACUAAUUCUCUCUUCCUCUACUUCCUACAGUCACUUUCAUUUAAGUUUUCUAUUCAUUUCACUAAUUCUUUUCACUCUCUAUUUCUUAUAGCCAUUUUCACUACUCUUUCUUAUUCUCCUCUCUCCCUCCAUGUCUCACAGCCAUUUUCAUCGUCCUUUUCUAGUUCACUAAUUCUUCUCACUUCCUCUGCUUCAAGAUAACUGGACCACAGGAGCAUGUUGCCACAGCUCUAGGGAAACUGUGCACAUCCCUCAGCAGUAACAUAGCUAUCCCAGUAGUGACAGGAUACUUAGACACUCACUACAAUGCAAGGAAAGUUUACGUCGAGGACCAGAUCUUGCGCUGCUCUUGGAGAAACAUUGUGCAUCUCUUGAACAAGAGUGAGACUGGGGACCCUCUUCUAGAUAAUCGGAAUGGUUCUGAAGUUAGCCUUGUGUCUUCUGUCCCUAAGGAUCCUCCAGUCCUUGCAUCUCCCCUUUGGCACCAUAUCUUGUGCUGCUCUCAGAAAAAAGUGCUUCUCUGGAAUGAAACUGAGACACAAGGAUGGCCAAGGAAAUCCUUCUCAAAUACCCAGAGAUCCUCCAUGCCGCUCACCCCUUCUUCCUCUCCCUCAAGUUUGUGGGUGCUGGUGGCUCUCUCCUGGAUGGAGCAGUUUUCGUGAAUACUUGUUAAACUAUCACCAGAAUCAUGAAGUACCCUUGAAAAUUCCAGAUCUAUUUACCUGAGAACAACUUGUCAACAAUUCCUGUGGAUGUCGUCAUCAGCGAGGUCAGUGUUAGAUACCAACUUGCUGCUCAGGUGUCUGUUGUACCUGCUGGUUGGCAUCUCCACUUUGUCUCUCCUGGUGCUGACAGAUUAGCAGCAGGAGUGGGAACUGCAGUGGCUGUAACUCAUAUGACUUCACUGGUACCAAUCCAGACCACCUGGCUUCCCCAGGGACAGGCUUGUGUCACCCUGACCUUACCUCUACCUAUACAUCUACCACUGCACUACAUUUGGAAUCUGGUUGAGUACAUGUACUCAGACCCAAGCCUGAUGUGCUUGGUGGUGUAUCCUGAAAAUUUGGAGAUCCAGGAGAACUCUGUCACCAAGAACGUGUAAAUGAAUGUCAUUGGGUGGCUGAUGGCAGCUCCUCAAGUGAACCCAGAGAUCACUGGGCUAAAGUACAGCAAGAUGAGUGCCUUGGAGAAGCUGUGCCUUGAGUUGAAGGCUGCAGUCACCAUCAGAAAAGAGCAAAGCUGCAACAAGUCAUCCAAGUACUUUGUCAAGAAGGUUUAUGUUGAAGGCAACCUCCUGCACUGCUCUCAGGAGAACAGUGGGACUCAUGACCGCCUCCAAGACCCACAGAGGAUUGGAAGGCAUAAAUUCAAUCUUGGAUAACUAUUGACAUUUAAAACUGGUGACUCCACUUGUCAGAUUGUAGGUGGGAAAGUUUUAGGGUUGAUUGAUGGGAACAUUGUUGAUCUAAAUUCUUUUUUGGUAAAGUACUGUAAAUCACUUGCAUGUGAAGUUUCAAAUGGAUGAAAUAGCAUGAAUGGUAUUGUAGUUGAAUUGUUCUUUGUAGCUAGAAAAAAAAAUUAGGGUCGAUUGAUGGGAAAACUAUUGUUCAAAAUCCUUUUAUUGUAAACUAGAUCAUGUACAUAGUUGUGAAAUUUUUUUGGAAAUGAAAUAGCAUGAAUGAUGAUGAUGAUGUUUGUGUUGUACUAUGGGUAAACCAUUGGAAAAAAAUGUAGUAGUUAUGAACAAAAUUGGAUUAACUAAACAUCACUGAGGUUGUAGUUGUGAAAUUUUGGUGUAAAUUAAUGUAAACAAUGAAAUACUUAAUCAUUAAAGUUUUAAUCUUAUAUUAGGAGUCAUUGGAAAUUAGCUAAAAUAAACACCCUUAUAUCAUCUUAACCCUAUAAUGACUAACCAACUUUCCUCUCAAAUCAUAGCAUAGUUUUAACACAAGUAAACAGUGCACAGCUUUGCCAAAUGUUGUCAUAAAUCUGUGUUGGAAAUAUAGUCUUCAUCAAGCAUUA